Hippoglossus stenolepis (Pacific halibut) is the source of this 3962-nucleotide messenger RNA. RefSeq names its product KIAA0513 ortholog. NCBI's taxonomy places the organism in Eukaryota, Metazoa, Chordata, Actinopteri, Pleuronectiformes, Pleuronectidae. Bases 296 to 1588 code for a protein of 430 amino acids. The transcript has 13 exons. The record is from RefSeq and is a predicted model, not a curated record.
CCCCCCUCGUCGGGCCCGCCUCUGUUUGUUGCCUGCGCAGUCGUGCACGAGCAGAGCAGCCGCUGCGACGCACGAACACAGAGCGACCGGAGAGGAGGAGGAAGAGGAAGAGCAGCAGCAGCAGGAGGAAGAGGAAGAGGAAGAGGAAGAGGCUCAGAUGCACUGGCUUUGCGAGUUGACUUGAUGACAGCGCCCUCAGGAGGUGGGAUGAGCGUCUGCAGAAGCUCCAGCCUGUGACCAGUAGCUCUGUUAAAAAGCACCAGUGUAGAGCUCGGAGCAGGGACUGGUUUCCAGUAUGGAGGGCGUAGCCGUGCAGAACCUGAUAGACUUCGACCUUCCCUCCGAGGCCACAGCUCUGAGCGGAGACGGAGGCCGACACGAAGGCCUCACAGACAUUUUCUCCCCAGAGCCGGUGUCUUCCACCGGAUUCCAUCAGCAGCCGUUACUACCAGAGCCCAUGGCACCAACCAAGUCUGUCCACCACCACCACCACCACCACCACCACCACCCAGAGGAAGGAGACAGCGACGCGACGGAGUCGGCGGACAGCGAGAACGACAUGGACCCGCCCUCUCUGCUGAGGAGGUCGUCGUCGUCUUCUGCUCACAGUCGGGAGGACGCCGACGCCGAGACGCUGGAGGGGAGGCAGUUCAUGAAGGCGUAUGUGGAGAAGGUGUUUCACGGAAAGGACGACUUUGACCAGGAGGAAAAGGCUCGUUUUGGGGAACUGUGCAGUGGAGAGACGAGCAAAGGCCGAGAGUGGUUCGCCAAAUACGUCAGCGCCCAGCGCUGCCAUUCCAAGUGUGUGAGUGAAGCCACCUUCUACAGGCUGGUGCAGUCGUUUGCAGUCGUUCUGUUUGAAUGUUUCCAGAUGGACGACUACAGUCCAGCUAAGAACCUCAUGACCAUGUGCUUCACAUACUACUACGUAGGGAAGUCUCAGCCGUCUCCGUCGGAGCUGCUGGAUCGCGGCGGUCCUCCAGCUGCGAUGGACUUGUACAUCAACAAGGCCAACUCGUGGCUGACGGGGAAAAAGGACGCCGCCGAGCGCCUCCUGAAGAACACGUCUAAGACUGACGUCAAAGGUUUCUUCGGAGGCCUGGAGAGCAAACUCAGGAGCUCGAUGGCUCCAAAGACUGAAGACGAGGAAAGCCCUGUGGAGAUGAAGCCCAGAUCACCAGUGUCUGAAGGUCCAGAGGAGAAGAGAGGGGAGAAGGUUUAUCUGUACGGUCACCUGAAGCAGCAGCCCAUCUGGCACACGCUGAGGUUCUGGAACGCUGCGUUCUUUGAUGCGGUUCAUUGUGAGAGGAAGAAGAGAUCACCGACCACCAGGGGAACGCAGGAUGAAGAGAAAGACGAGAGAGAGAAGUGGUGUCACAUGACCCAGGAGGAGCGAGACGACACCUCCAAGAUGGACGAGAACAUCGCCUUCGGGCAGCUGGGGACAUUCACUCACAACAUGCUGGCGUUCGGCCUCAGUAAGAAGCUGUGUAACGACUUCCUGAAGAAACAGGCGGUCAUUGGAAACCUGAACGAAGAACAGAACAAGUUGCUGAGCGACCACAUAGAGAAAAUGGCGGCAGAGUGAGGACGACGGGUUCUGACACGUGAAAAACACCGAAAGUUUCCUCUCAACUAAUUAUCGUGACCAACUCUGCGUUUGACUGUUGUUGCAUUUGUGUGGUUUCCUGCCAAGACGCAGCGUCUGUACUGAACUGUGUCGUCGUCGUAGCAACGCUGUGCGUCCAGCUCCUCUGCAUCCGGUGUCAGCAGAAACACCACAUCGUCAGCUGGUGCAUGAUUUCAUCGGUAAAACGUCGCCGUCUGUGACCCGCUUUUAACAAGUGAAGUGAAACCAGUGCAUAUAGAAGCUCAACGGCGACAGUAUUAGAUUAUACAUCUACGUUUUAUCGUGUGUGUCCAUGGUAAAUAUAUUUAUUACAUGUUAGAGAAAUACUGUGUUAAGUAUAAAAUAUUCUUCUGCCUUUGUUCAUCUACAUACAGUUCAAACCUGACACCUGGCUCGUAGUGUUUUAAUCGUCUGAUCAUAAAACUCAACACUCUUAGAAUCAUCUGCAGUGAAAUAUGAUUCUAUUUAGAAACACACAAAACAGCUUUGACAAAACUCCUGUAACAUUGAUAAUAUCCCUUCAUGCCUUCUCCUGGAUUGAGAGAACAUGAUUAUUUGUUUCCUUGCUCCGGGUUAAACACGUAGAACGUAGGCUAAAUAUGAAGCUACAGCAAGCGGAGGGUUAGCUUAGCUUAGCAUAAAGGCUGGAAACCCCCAACCAAAGAAGCAUCAUGUGCUUCCUAGAACCUCCACAGCUCACUGAUGUGUUUAAUCUGCACAAAGAGCUUCCCAGUGAGCGGGUGGACGCGUGGACGAGGUUUCUAACACGUGACGGACGUGAAACUGGAAGAACACAAACAUCUCAGGAUGAAGAAGAGGAGCCGUACACGACGAAGACGAAGAUGUCCACUUGGAAAGUUAUGCUAAGCUAAAGCUAACAGCCUGUUGGUCGUAGCUUCAUAUUAGACAAACUGCUUCAUCCUCAUAUCUUCCACUUUCCCUCUGGUUAGUGUUUAUAGUCCGGAGGUUGUAAUUUAACGGUAACUUGACAUCAGGAAACAUCAACCAUCCAAAGUGCCUUCCAGGAAAGUUAAUGUCCUUGGUCUUACUUCUUUGAUGCUUCCUUUGAUCACACGACUAAACACUAAUGCAGAGCCGGCAGAUAUUUUCACCUCUUCCACAACCGCUGCAUGAAAUACAUUCACUGUAGUGUUGUGUAGUUUAUUGUCAUUGUUGUUGAGUUGUGUCACCAACAGCAGAGCAUGUUCCCCUGGAUGAAACUCCAGCCCUCCUGCACACGCGUGUUUCUAAAUACUCUGCAUGUGCAUCAAUCUGUGAAUCUGUGGAAACGGCAUCGAGCAAAUGUAAAAAUGACUGAAGCUGUGAUUAGUUGUGUUACUUCAUCCAACCACUGCAGGGCAGCAAACCUCUUCUUCUCGGUGAGAGAAUCCUGAAAGAAGAAUAUAUUAUCGAGGCUCCACCUGUCGGGUUCACUCACGUUUAAGAAAUUUGGAUCCAUUUUGUAAAUACUGUAUAUAUUUUUCUGUGUGUUGUACAAAUGAAUCACGUGCUGCUGUUUGUGAAAUGUGGUUAGUCGUUAAUUGCAGAUGUGAUAGAUGUAAUUGUGUAGUAAUGACUCUGAAGGUCCCACACACUCUUUUAUUCUCUGGUGUGAAUGUGCAGAUUCCUUCACAUCCUGAGCGAUGAGUGUUCAGCUUUGAAGUGUUUGUUGAAGUGUCCCUUUGCAUCUCUAAGCUGAAGUAUUGAUCUGUGUAUUGUACUUAUUAGCUCAGCAUGAGCUGUUUGCACUACGUCCCCCCCCUCCUUGAGGCUGUGUUUGUUCUGCACGGCCCUGACUCGUCCUUUUUCAAAUCUUCAUGGGAGUUUGCCUGAAGGAAAAUGCCUUUUUUGUUUUUUUACCAUAUUGCUUUUGUGUAAAGUAUCAAGUGAAUCAUUAAAGGAGUUUGUUGUGUUGAUGAACUCCGUGUCGUCCACGUCGAGGUUGGACACUACGCCAGGUGAUGGCGGUUGGUGUUUCCUUUACAUGUUUGCUCAGGAUUUAAGCCUAAACAAGUGUUUCAUCAGAAUUUAUUCUACGUUUAAGGAAAAUAGUUUAUUUUCCCAACAGCCUCGUCUUCGUCGUCAGUCCUUUGAACUUCCUGCGUUACGUCACCUGCCUGCUAGCUUGUUCACCGCGUGGUGUCUCAGACAGUUGGUCACAUGACUUCCCUUCAGCCUAACGUGAUCCAUGUGAAGGCAGCAGUCCUAAAGGGUUCCUGGAGGGAUUGUGUAUCAUCUGAACGUGUGUUACACAGUUUGUAUUGUGCUCUUCUUACACUUGCAUGACCACAUUGUCGUACUGUUGUUAAUAAUAAAGAAUGUGUUCAAUUCA